AUGGGUGGGGAUAUAAUUGAAGGAGGUGUUCAGCUUGUUUUUGAAUACCUCGAGGAAUGGAGGAAACAAGACAUUGCAUUACAAUAUUCGCAGAAACAAGCAAAGCUGUUAGAGAUGAAAAGAAAAGCUGAUGACAAGCGUGUGUUAGCAGAUGUCACAAACGUCAAACAAAUUCCGACUGGUCCUGCAGCAGCAACCAAGAAAAAGAGAAGGUCUUCAGCUCAGGUCAAAGCCGAUAAAGAAGCUGCCAUCCUUAAAGCUGAUUUCAAUCGGCGGUGUUUGAAAUGGAUGAAAGAGGAUAAUGUUCCAGCUGAUAAACUUGAUGAAAGAGAGGAGGCUUACCAAAACGAGCCAGUGGAAACGCUCAAGUUGAUUUUUGCGAUACUCGGCUUUAAGCUUCUCAACCCCAAGGCAAUGGAUAUCUCCCAGAGGUUUCCCAGACCUGCUCUACCCUUCAUUGUAUUAACCAAAUGUGAAAGCUGCAUCCAAUUGAUUUCAGCUAUGAAUGGUGAUGACACCAUGAUUAAGCCCGAUGAGUAA
Molecule: messenger RNA, 540 nt
Organism: Melampsora larici-populina 98AG31
Lineage: Eukaryota; Fungi; Basidiomycota; Pucciniomycetes; Pucciniales; Melampsoraceae
Exons: 3
Coding region: 1-540 (179 amino acids)
Source: RefSeq, a predicted model, not a curated record